Messenger RNA from Lolium rigidum, 1374 nucleotides. Its product is annotated as transcription factor AIG1-like. Lineage: Eukaryota; Viridiplantae; Streptophyta; Magnoliopsida; Poales; Poaceae. The coding region runs from base 1 to 1047 and encodes 348 amino acids. The transcript has 2 exons. Gene Ontology annotation, biological process: regulation of DNA-templated transcription. Gene Ontology annotation, molecular function: DNA-binding transcription factor activity; protein dimerization activity. The record is from RefSeq and is a predicted model, not a curated record.
AUGUGGGAAGGAGCAGGCGUCCAUGGCAGCCACGAGGCUCUCCUGCUCCAGGCCGCCGGCGGGGUCACGCACCACGGGGGCGACCACAGCCACGCCUCAGGGCUCCUGCCGUGGCUCGGCCCGGCCGCCGCCGCGUCGCCCUACAUGAUCCCCCACCUGCCGCCUGCGCCAUACGGUGCCGAGAUUUCCGAGGCUGCUGGGACUUUUGGCAUAGGAGCGUACCCUGAGGGCGGCGGCCUGGGGCAUCAGUACGGGCUGUUUGACCUGGAGCCGCCGCAGCAGCACGGGAAUGGAGGUGGUGGCGGUGGUGGGGCGCCGUCCCUGCAGAUGGGGCCCCGCGGGUCGAGGAUGGUGUCCGGGUUGCUGGGGAGCCUGCAUGCGGAGCUGGGACGAUUAUCGGCGAAGGAGAUCAUGGACGCCAAGGCGCUGGCGGCCUCUCGUAGCCACAGCGAGGCCGAGCGCCGCCGCCGGCAGCGCAUCAACAGCCACCUCUCCAGACUUCGAAGUCUCCUCCCCAACACCACCAAGACGGACAAGGCGUCGCUGCUGGCCGAGGUCAUCGAGCACGUCAAGGAACUGAAGCGCCAGACGUCGGGGGUGCCGGUGCCACAGCUGCUGCCGACCGAGGCCGACGAGCUCGCGGUGGACGCGGCGGCGGACGAGGAGGGGACGCUCGUGGUGCGGGCCUCGCUCUGCUGCGAGGACCGACAGGACCUCGUACCGGACAUCGUCCGCGCCCUCGCCGCGCUCCGGCUACGCGCGCGCCGCGCCGAGAUUGCCACGCUCGGCGGCCGCGUCCGCAACGUGCUCCUCAUCAGCGAGGUGGGCGAAGAUGACGGGGGAGAAGAUGGACGCCACGGCUGGAGGGACGACGACGACGAGUGCGCUGCCACCUCGCACAGGAGACAUGAGCUCGUCGCGUCGAUCCAAGAGGCGCUGCGCGGCGUCGUGGACCGCAAGGCGGCCAGCAGCGACACGUCGUCGUCCGGUGGCGGGAGCAUGAAGCGGCAACGCAUGAACGAGGAGCAGGAGCAAGGUUCCUUCUAGCUAGCAUGAAAUAUGCAUGAAUUCUGGCUUAUGCAAACUCAACUUAAUUAGUAGUACAGUUAUAAGUUCAGCUUACUUCAAGAUUAGGAGUUCGCCUCUUCAUUUUGGUGUUGUGGUGUGUGCAUGAGGGAAAGAAAGAAAAAGUAGGAUCGAUCUGCCCAAGGCAGAGGGAGAGUUUUAUGUAUCCCCUAUAUAUGUUCGUGUGCAUGUUACUUUGCAUAUGUAUUGGGCAAAUGGGUCAUUCAAGAGGUUAGUUUACUGUUAAUUCUUCUUACAAUCGAGGACAUGGGUGUACACGUGUAAUCUCUGGGGUAUAAUGGAAGAUUG